UAGUUUUCAAAAGACAAAGAAGGCGAUGCAUUUUUUUAAUUUUUUUUUGACAUUUGGAUGCUAAUUGUCGGAAAGAUGAAUAUUUCGAGUUAAGCACCCCUCCUUCACCCUUUCGCGGUCAGUCACCACUACAAGAAACCAAACAAUAAGAUGGUCAGGUGGAUUAGUAGAUAGCGCCCUCACCUUUCACGAAGUAAACUGAAUUUAUAUAGAAAUAUCGGGCGAAUAGCAGACUUUCUGGAAGUCGACUAUGAGGAUACGUUUCUGAGAAAAGUGGAAACUGCAGUGUCAUUGAAAACCUAAAGCAGCUUUCCACUACCGAAGGGGAUGGUGAUGUACUUUUGACAAGCAUUAAUGCUAAUGAAAGGUUGCCAAUAUAUAGGAAAGGAAUGAUCGGCGAUUGGAAGAACCUUUUCACAGUGGCGCAGAGUGAAAGUUUUGAUGAAGUUUAUCAAGAAAAAAUGAGUGACGAGGGAUUUGAUCUCCAAUUUAUCUACGAGUAAAAAGACUUACUACUCUGAACAUUGGUAUUAGAUAAUGACACAAAGGCGGGACAAAGACAUCGUUAUCUGGCGGCGGCAGCAUCAACGUUUAUUUUUGGAGUGAAGCUUUGUAUUUUCAAAGAACAACAGACCAAAAUUGAUGUCACAGCAAUCACCCUGAGAAACACAGGCUGUUUACAUAUCAUUUAUGCGCUUCUGAUCUAGAACCUGAAAAAUCAUUUGGAAUUAACGGCGAAGAACAAGUUGUUUCAGAUGUGAAAGAUGGAAUUCGAAGAACAACUUUCGCGUGCUCAGGUCUCUUUAAAGGAGGAAUUGGCCCUGAUAUUUCCUGAUUUCAGUGAUGACAUUCUGUAUGACACAGUUCUGGACCACAGAAACAAGAAUGACUUAGAACGGUGUGUUACACAUCUAUUGGACCACUGUGACGACUCACGAAUACCGGCUGAUGUGACAAUUACGAAAGUUCUUACAUUGGACUCUUCUGAAAAUUGCACUGAAGACAUGCUGCACCAGGCUUGUUCCAUUGAUACAACGUUUGUACAAAGUACAGGCUGUGAACAGCGCCCAGCUCUCUUCUGUGAUGAGUCCGUCAGAGGCGACAACAGACAGGCUAUACGAAUUGUAUUGGUCGGUAAAACCGGAUCUGGGAAAAGCUCCACAGGUAAUACCAUUCUAGAUGAAGAGGCUUUCAAGACUUGUUUUUCAGCUUCAUCAGUGACGGAGACAUGUCAAGAAGUUAAAGCUAUCAGGUUUGGACAAGAGAUCCAUUUAAUCGAUACUCCGGGAGUGUUUGAUACAAGUAAACCAAACACGCAAGUCCUGCAGGAAGUUGCUAGAUGUAUCAGCAUGUCAUUACCGGGACCUCACGUAUUUCUUCUCGUUCUUCAGGCAGGGAGGUUUACUCCCGAGGAGAACGACACUGUCAAACAUUUUGCUGACCUGUUUGGAGAAGAUGUCUUCAAGCAUAUGAUCUUAGUGUUUACAGGAAGAGAUGCGUUAGAAAAAAGACAACAAUCGUUUGAAGAGUUCCUGCAGACAAUACCACCUACACUUGAUGAAAUUAGAGAAAAAUGCAACAGACGUUGUAUUGCUAUCGACAAUAGCCCAGACAAUAAGUCUCGCGCCAUCGAUGCCGAGAAUCUGAUGCAACAAAUCAAUGACCUUGUUGAGAAACGUAACGGCAAAUACUACACCAAUGAGAUGUAUAAGGCAGCCGAGAAAAAAUGUCUUGAAAGGGAAAAAGAUAUAAGGCGUCAGAAAGACCAGGAAAAGAAGAAAGAAAAAGAAGAAUUGAUAAAACAUCUGAAGCAGGAUUUUCAAAAGGACCUCGACCGUUUGAAAGCUGAACAGUAUUCACUGCAGCGAAAAAUACGCGACUGCACUACAGAGAAGGAAAUGUUGGAAGAAAAGUUACAUGACAGCGAUUUGAAAGAUGAAGAAUUAGCAUUGAUGAAGGAAACAUUAAGAACCGUCGAAACAGAAGCUCAGCAAUACAAAGAACAAGCUGAAGAUGGCACACAUCAGCAGCAGGUGUGCUUACAAAACCGUGACCGACGUAUUAUACAACAGUCAAAGGACUUGGAUCGUAAAUACGACAACGAUAUGAACUUAAGUAUCAGAAUGUCAAAAUCAGCCGCGGUAUUUACAAUGAUCAAAGGUGCUGCGCAACUGGGAUGGGGCAUUUGGAAUUUUGUCAGUGGCUUGAUUAGAACUGACAAUAAGUAGAUCGCCUACAAUCGUCUUUGAAACGAAUACAUAAUUUUAUCUUUAACUUGGUUUUUCCAGCGGUCAUUGGACCCCCUAAAAAAUAUUAUAAACAAUUACAAUUUGUAUAUUGCGAAGGUCGAGACAGCUUAAGCUUUGCCUGAAGAAGAUCGUGAUGUUAUACAGUAAUUAACUCGUUUUAAAUAUAGUUUCCGCUUUCGUUGUUGUUAACAAUGUAUUUGUUUUGUCUAAUGUAUCGACUGCAUGAUUUAUAAAAGGCGACUAAUGUGAAACCCCUCCUUAUUUGGGAGUUUUCCUUUUAGCCCUCUAAUUUUUUUCUUUAGCAUCACUGCGACAAGGAGAUUCAGUUUAAUACAAAUAAGUCUAUUACCGUUCCCAGGUUGAGCACUGGAACCUGAUAAUUAAAAUGGGAAUGGGUGUUUAAUAUAUGCAAAUCUAUUUCAUAAGUACUGUAUCAAAAAUGAAAGGUCAGAAAAACAAGAAAAAACAUUGCAGACACACCCAGUGUUACAAUGGGGACUCCAGAUUAAUUUAGGUUUCCUCAAUGUCUCAACAACAAACAAAAACCAGCAGGGCCUCCACAUUGGUCGUCUCCACCGAUAACACGUAGUAUGAUACAACAUGUUUUUCCUUCUAUGAACUUGUAGGUGUAGCAUAACUUGGCCUUCAUGAUUGACUGUUGUACCCAUGAAGGAUGUCGCCCACCUGUUUGAACGUUGUUUCUGUUCAUUAAGGAAAAAUCAAAAGCACAUUAUAUGUUUUUUUUUAUGUUUUUGAAUAUUUGUUAUAAUUUAUCUUUUCCUUAUACCGGAGUCAAUAUAUAUUGAUCAAAAUUCGAUAUAAAGCUCUUUAUGUACACAACAAUGAACUAGUUUAGAUAUGAAUUGGCUCUAUCUUCUCUAAGCAGUAAUACAGACAUCAAUUGAAAAGUUUGUGGAAGCCAGACUAUACCGACUGCAUUUUCGUGCCUUCAGUCACUGAUAGAACAUGUUAUUUCGAUUAGUCUUCCGUCUCUUAAUAUUUCAGAUAAGCACAAAUUGUAUAUAAAAGAGAUGAAAGAAUGAAGUAAAAUGUAUUAAAAUUAUUACAUUUUGUAAUCAAUUAGCCAUAGACAAGACGGAGUAAAUAAUAUCGUAGUAUUAACAUUUAAGCAAUAGUAAUAAUGCUUGCUUUAUAUAAUAUUUGUCCUUUAUGACGUUUAUGAUUAUGCAAAUGAUAGCUGUUGAUGUUUUUUUAAUGUACGCAUCUGAAGUCGAUUUUGUAUAUAUUUAUUUAUGUAUUUCCUUAUAUCUACAUGUAGGCUAACCUCACGCACAGGUGUAUAAUUAUUUUGUGUAUUAUUUACAUAUGUCUUUGAUCCACACUAUAUGUGUUAAUGCACAUUUACUAUCAAAAGUCAUGUUCUGUCCAAUAAUUUGAUAUGACGAUGUCGUGAAUGGUUUUCAUUGACUGAUUUAGAAACUAUAAUGUGAUGGUUUUACGAAUCGUUUACAUGGUAAAAUUUGGAAAAAGAAAAAUGAAGAAUCUAAACCACGGCAAAAGACACUAAAAGUCUACUUGCGCGAUAUGUUUUCAAGAUUUGGUUGAGAUGUUCAAAUUUUGAAUGGUUUUAAUUUGUCAUCUAGUACCGACAAAGUUGAUAAAUGCAACUCGUCUCCAUGGUUACUUGAAAACUAACAGUUAUCUAAGACGACUAGCUGGAGAUGUGUCCAAUGUUUCCUGAAUAUAUUUUGUAUAAAUUGUUUAUGUAGCUCUCCGGAAACUGUAAUUUGAGGCACAGAUACAGUUAUAGGGGAUGAUAUUCACGAGUUUUUCUCUCUUAACACUGAAUAUCAAUAUAUAACAAAUCACUAUAGAAUUCCAUGGUCAUGGCAUGCAGCAAAGUUCGCCGAGGUCAUAGUACGCCAUGUUGAUAGUAAACACGGUCAUAGAUCGCUAUGGGGAUGUCAUAUAACGCCAUGUUUGAAGGGCAGCAUGGUGCGUGCAACCAUAUGAGGUCAUGGUCGUAGAACGUCACCGUCAAAGUCACCGACACAUAAGUACUGUACGGUUAUAUUACACAAUGGUAACAGUACACAAUGUUUAUCAUUGUCGUACUACGCGAUGUCUGUAGUACACGACGAUCAUUACUUGCUCAAUAACUCAUGUAAUAUUAAUAAUAAGUGUAACAGAACAUAUAGAGUUAUUAGUACUUGAUUAUCUAUAGAAGAUCAUUUGUUAUUGUGUUCAUUGAUAUAGAUAGUGAUAGUUUUGCACGUUGAAUAUAAUUAUCAUAAUGUGUUCAGAAAUUCUAAAUGUGUUCUU
This is a messenger RNA of Mizuhopecten yessoensis (Yesso scallop), 4532 nucleotides long. Its product is annotated as immune-associated nucleotide-binding protein 9-like. Gene Ontology annotation, molecular function: GTP binding. Bases 765 to 2228 code for a protein of 487 amino acids. The transcript has 8 exons. The record is from RefSeq and is a predicted model, not a curated record. NCBI's taxonomy places the organism in Eukaryota, Metazoa, Mollusca, Bivalvia, Pectinida, Pectinidae.